Thlaspi arvense is the source of this 390-nucleotide messenger RNA. The record is from the annotation of a GenBank genome assembly. Lineage: Eukaryota; Viridiplantae; Streptophyta; Magnoliopsida; Brassicales; Brassicaceae.
AUGCCCUACCCAGACACCAGCAGAGACCUAAGCUACCUCACUAGCCUCCCAGGAGCCUCAGAGAGGCUUCAAAAUUUUGCCGCGGAUCUGGACCGGCCGGAGAGUUUCCGAGCAGCUAUAGAAGGGUGCAGAGGAUUCUUCCAUGUUGCUUAUCCCACAGAUUUUCAAGACAAAGAGACAGAAGCAGUGACGACCAGAAGGGCCAUCACUGGGACACUCGGGGUCCUAAGGGCAUGCCUUGAUUCAAAGACAGUGAAAAGGUUUGUUUACACUUCAAGCUCUUGCACUGUUGUGUACAACCAGAAGGGCAUAGCUGUAGUAAUGGAUAAGACUGAUUGGAUUGACAUAGAUUAUGUUAGAGCUAGAGAGUUUUUCAGAAGUCUUACGUGA